Dendroctonus ponderosae (mountain pine beetle) is the source of this 1085-nucleotide messenger RNA. RefSeq lists its product as uncharacterized. Bases 122 to 901 code for a protein of 259 amino acids. The transcript has 6 exons. NCBI's taxonomy places the organism in Eukaryota, Metazoa, Arthropoda, Insecta, Coleoptera, Curculionidae. The record is from RefSeq and is a predicted model, not a curated record.
GGGAUAUUUUCCGUUCAGCAGCCAGGAUUUAUUUUGGGAUUCUUUCGAGCAGUGCCGCGAGUGAAAAGUGAUAUUUUCCGGCUCUUUUUCCUGAGAAAAACUAGUUAUCAACGUUUCGAUCAUGUCGAGUAGACCGAUCCUCAGUAGGCCUCGCACCAAAAUCUACGACUCGAACUACAACAUCGGCGAAAGCUACUACAAGUCCACCCUGGACCGGCUGGAUAGGAAGUACUCCGGUCGCCCUUUGUCGCCCCAAAGAUAUACUCCCAACUCCGCCCUAGAAAUUGCUGAUCGCCAUGCCAGGGCAUUUGCUGAAGAGGACCUGGAGGACUCCAGACGUCGCGCGAGUAGCAGGAUCAAAGAGAACCAUCUCUUCGACUCCAGAGGGGCCCGUUACUUUGACGACGCGAUCAAUGAUGAGACUGCGUCCACUCUGAAGCAGAUCAGGGCGGCCAAGAAAGUCUCCUAUGUGGAAGACGCCGAUCUGGAAUCGGCCUCAAACAACCUCAGAACGCAACGGAUGCUGGAUCGGUCGGAGAAAAUCCUGGAUAGCAUUGGCAUCAAUGAGAGCUCAGCGAGCAAGAGGGCUUUGGCGAACGAGUUUUCCUAUCAGAAAAGAUCGCUCAAGAUGUCGUAUGACGCGGAUGCGGAUAAUCUGACUAAAUGGAAGGCAGUUCCCCCGGCGGAAAAUGGAGACUCCACCACCAGUGCCGCUUCUAUCAGAGCUCGACGCUCUCGGGCCAGAAUCGACGAUAUUGAUGAUGAAAUGGCCGCUAUGCAGGAGAAACAAGCUGUUAGAGAGCGCCGCGUUGCCCGCCUAAAGCAGCUGGUUGCAGAAUGCGACUCAGAAACCGUUGACGACAAUGGCGUAGCCACCACAGAAAAGAAAGUCCACUUCUAAAUAAUGUAGUUGUUUUUAAGCUGUUGUGACAAUGUGUAUCUUAAGCCCACUAGCGAAUGGGGCAGGGCAUUAAUGAAUGCAUUUUGGGCAUAAAACAUGGUGCAUUUUACUCUCUAGUUGUAUUACAGUGUACAUACGUCUCCAAUUGUAUGAUAUUUUCACGCAAAAUAAACGUUAAACGGUU